This is a messenger RNA of Laetiporus sulphureus 93-53, 1299 nucleotides long. Its product is annotated as glycosyltransferase family 76 protein. The transcript is spliced from 3 exons. Lineage: Eukaryota; Fungi; Basidiomycota; Agaricomycetes; Polyporales; Laetiporaceae. Gene Ontology annotation, biological process: GPI anchor biosynthetic process. The coding region runs from base 1 to 1299 and encodes 432 amino acids. The record is from RefSeq and is a predicted model, not a curated record. Gene Ontology annotation, cellular component: endoplasmic reticulum membrane; mannosyltransferase complex. Gene Ontology annotation, molecular function: GPI mannosyltransferase activity; alpha-1,6-mannosyltransferase activity.
AUGUCGUCUGCCGUUUCACCUGAGAAUCGGGCACACACACAUAAUCUCUGGUUUCUGUCAAUAUUGAGCUGGGCAUGUACUGCUGGACUGGCAUAUAUUGCGUCCCAAUUACCCACGUUCGACUCUUCCUCACGCACACUGCUGGACUCCUCCGGCUCCUGGUGGACGUACCGCCUUGCGGAACCACUGCUACGAUGGGAUUCGUUUCACUUCUCUCACAUCGCGCAACAUGGAUAUGUGUACGAGUAUGAGUGGGCGUUCUUGCCUGGCACGCCGCUGGUGAUGCGAGCUUGCGCUAACCUGCUCCGUCUGCUCAGAGUAGGCAGCUCGAGCGGCAGUGACACGGUCAAUCUGGAGCAAGUCUUGCUUGGUGGAUCCUUGGCGGCCUGCUUGAGCGGGAGUGUGACUACGAUGUAUCGUCUGACUUUACACCACAUGCGCUCACCAACGCUCGCAUUCCUCGCUGCUCUGCUGUCUCUGCUUCCCAGCAGCCCGGCGACUCUGCGCCUGGCAGGAUAUACCGAGCCUUUCUUCACAUAUCUGACAUAUAAAGGCGAGCUUCCGUCCCAAUGGUUCUUCGCCGCUCUCUUCUUUGCUCUCGCUGGCUCGUUCCGUUCUAAUGGCAUAAUGUUGAGCGGGUUCAUUAUUUGGGGCAUGCUCGUCGAACCGUUUCUCUCUUAUCAGAAGAUCACAAGCAGGAGGAUCCUGUACACAACCAUAUUAACAGCAUUGAUCUUCCUGCCCUUCGUUUCUCAUCAAUAUGCCGCAUACCGCGCGUUUUGUAAACGAGACACCGUAUCGGCCGAAUGGUGUUUCCGCGUGCCGCCGUUGAUCUACAGCUACGUCCAAGCAGAAUACUGGAAUGUCGGUUUCCUCCGAUAUUGGACCUUCCAGCAGCUCCCGAACUUCCUCAUUUCGGCUCCGGUUCUAUUGUUGCUCCUCUCCUUCUCAGCAUAUUACAUGAGACAUGCCCUCAUCCCCCGCCUGCUUAACCUUCUCCAUCCCAAGAAUUCGCACACAGAAGACGGAUCAAUUGCACACCCACAAGCAGAGUCCCCUUUCCUCUCACCCUCGCUCGCACCGCACGCCAUCCACGCACUACUACUCACGCUCCUGCUGCUUUUUGCGGCGCACACGCAAAUCAUCCUGCGACUGGCCGCCUCUAUGCCUUUUACGUAUUGGGCGGCAGCAUGGCUGAUCGUCGAGCAUCCGAAAUGGGGGAAGGCCUGGGUGGCCUGGAGCGUCAUCUGGGGGACGAUCUCCGUCGUGUUAUGGGCGACAUUCUUGCCGCCUGCGUAG